CUUCUUUUAACGGUGAUAAGCAUGAAGUGGGUCCCAUUAAUCCAACAGUAAGACAGGGACGACCGUAAUUGUCCUCUGUUACCACAUGCUAUCUCCUAUAUAAACAGCUCCCGUAGCGUAAUUUCCAGAGAACAAAUAAAAAAACGAAAAGGAGAGAAAAUUGUAGUCCCAUUUUCUCUUUACCCAGACAAACAUUUCUCUUUGCUUUCAUCUGUCUUAAGAUUGCAAAUUGCGGCCUGAAAAUGGGAGUUCAAGAAACUGAUCCUCUUGCUCAAUUGAGCUUACCACCGGGUUUUCGGUUCUACCCUACCGAUGAGGAGCUUCUAGUGCAAUAUUUGUGUAGGAAAGUUGCUGGUCAACAAUUCUCUUUGCAAAUCAUUGGUGAAAUUGAUUUGUACAAGUUUGAUCCAUGGGUUUUACCAAACAAAGCACUUUUUGGCGAGAAAGAAUGGUAUUUUUUUAGCCCCAGAGACAGAAAGUAUCCAAACGGGUCCCGACCCAAUCGGGUUGCAGGGUCCGGGUAUUGGAAGGCCACUGGUACCGAUAAAAUUAUCACAUCAGAGGGGCGUAAAGCUGGUAUCAAGAAAGCUUUAGUGUUCUACGUUGGAAAAGCUCCAAAAGGAACUAAAACGAAUUGGAUCAUGCACGAGUACCGCCUCUUAGAAUCCUCUCGCAAAAAUGGAAGCUCAAGGCUUGAUGAUUGGGUUCUAUGUCGGAUUUAUAAGAAGAACUCGGGUGCCCAAAAACCCAUUUCAAGUGUUUCUACCAAGGAACAUAGCAGCAAUGGAUCAUCUUCUUCUUCCUCUUCCCAUCUCGAUGAUGUUUUGGACACGUUGACGGAGAUAGAUGACCGUUUCUUUGCUGUUCCUGGCACCAACGAGCUAAAAGCAAUGCAACCUCCUGAAGAGAAAAUCAACUUCAAUAACCUGGGUACGGGUAAUUUUGAUUGGGCGAGUCUAGCUGGGUUGAACGCGGUGCCUGAACUCGUUCCGAGCGGGCAAGCACAGGCUCAAACUCAAGGGAUGGUGAAUUACACGAAUAACGGUAACGACAUAUAUGUCCCUUCAUUACAGCAUCAAAUUGGACACCUGGAUUCAAAGUCGGGCAACAACUCUUUUGAAGAGGAGGUUCAUAGCGGAGUAAGAACUCAGAGAGUUAAUAACUCAGUGUUAUUUCAACAAAACUCGAGCGUGUUGACUCAGAACUUCUCUAACGCGCUUGACCCGUAUGGGUUUAGGUACUCGACCCAUCCGGGUAGUGGAUUUGGGUUUAGACAGAAUUAGAGCAGAAUUUUAGGAGUGCAUGUCCAAUUUUACUGUAGAGAAUAGACAAGAGGGGUGCAUUUCUGUAAAUAUCUUGCAUUCUUUGGGGGCGAGGAGGGGAAAAAAAAGUUGGGAACUUUAUUAAUAGGGCAAAUGAAAAUUUCCCUACUUUAUUUAUUUAUUAUUACUAUUAUUUUUGGGUGUAUUAGGGGAUUAGAUUCAAUGGUUACAACUGUAUGAUUUAAUAUGAUAAUUAAAUUGACCAAGUUGUAAUUUUGAGACCAAGAUCAAUGAAUUUGGCAUAUAUUGCUAUAUAUGGAAAA
This is a messenger RNA of Hevea brasiliensis (rubber tree), 1585 nucleotides long. Its product is annotated as NAC domain-containing protein 72. Gene Ontology annotation, biological process: regulation of DNA-templated transcription. Bases 243 to 1283 code for a protein of 346 amino acids. The record is from RefSeq and is a predicted model, not a curated record. Gene Ontology annotation, molecular function: DNA binding. The transcript is spliced from 3 exons. Lineage: Eukaryota; Viridiplantae; Streptophyta; Magnoliopsida; Malpighiales; Euphorbiaceae.